CAAUCAGAGGAGGCGCAGCCAGGGCGCUGCCCAAUGGCGUACGAGUCCCGCCGAGAGUAAUGUUGAGUGAGCAGAAGACUGAAGACACUGCGUAUCGCCUAUGUUCCCUCAUACACAGCCAUUGCAGAGCAUUGAGAUCCAGCCAUAGUCAAUAGAUAUUCUGAAGAUGGGUAAAGAUCCGACUAAGCCGAGGGGGAAGAUGUCCUCCUAUGCCUACUUUGUCCAGACCUGCCGGGAGGAGCACAAGAAGAAGCACCCCGAUGCUUCGGUGAACUUUGCCGAGUUCUCCAAGAAGUGUUCUGAGCGAUGGAAGACCAUGUCCGCCAAGGAGAAGGGCAAAUUUGAGGACAUGGCCAGGCAGGACAAGGCGCGAUAUGAUCGGGAGAUGAUGAGCUAUGUUCCAGCCAAGGGAGCCAAGACGAAGAAGAAGUUCAAGGACCCCAAUGCCCCCAAGAGACCCCCAUCCGCCUUCUUCAUCUUUUGCUCAGAGUUUCGCCCCAAGGUGAAGGGCGAGAGCCCCGGCCUGUCAAUCGGAGAUGUUGCCAAGAGACUUGGCGAGAUGUGGAACAGCACCUCCGCCGAGGACAAGCAGCCCUACGAGAAGAAAGCCGCCAAGCUGAAGGAGAAGUACGGAAAGGACAUCGCCGCUUACCGCGCUAAGGGUAAAACCGGCGGCGGCGCUCCAGCGAAAGCUCCCACCAAGGCAGAGAAGAAGAUGGAUGACGACGACGAUGAGGACGACGACGAGGAGGAAGAGGAGGAGGACGACGAUGAGGAAGACGACGAGUAGACAGCCAGCGCGGUGGUCAAUUUCUUGUUUGUAAAGCAUUUAAUCCCCUUGUACACUUCACUUACUGAAAGAAAAUACAUUAGUUCCCAAGGGGGUUUAAAAAAAUGCCAACAAAAAGGCUGUGUAUAUCAGUUGUUUUUAUGCUGUACAGUUUUGUUUUUUUUCUUUCUUUCUCUUUUUGUAUAGUUAACACUACACAGUAUCGUGUUGGUAUCUCUCUGCCAGUCUUAUUUUUCCCCCAGUGGUAGUUCCUAGACCACUAUCCUGCCUGGUACAGUGUAAAGGGGUGGGCUUACAGUAUUUCCCUUAGCUAGCAAGUGCACAGCACACAAAAAAAAGUUAGACCUGAGUGUUUUUUUUUUUCCUUGCGUGUUUUUAUUCUAAAUAACAUUAUCAAAAUUGAAGUAUCACAGUUAUUUUACUGAUCUUUAUGUACCACUGUAAUCGCAAAAAUAAUAAAAAAAAAAACUUGUUUAUUGUUAAAAUUUAAA
This is a messenger RNA of Oryzias melastigma (Indian medaka), 1281 nucleotides long. RefSeq names its product high mobility group protein B1. Gene Ontology annotation, molecular function: DNA binding, bending. The record is from RefSeq and is a predicted model, not a curated record. NCBI's taxonomy places the organism in Eukaryota, Metazoa, Chordata, Actinopteri, Beloniformes, Adrianichthyidae. The transcript has 5 exons. Bases 167 to 790 code for a protein of 207 amino acids. Gene Ontology annotation, cellular component: nucleus. Gene Ontology annotation, biological process: regulation of transcription by RNA polymerase II.